Messenger RNA from Amborella trichopoda, 602 nucleotides. The record is from RefSeq and is a predicted model, not a curated record. NCBI's taxonomy places the organism in Eukaryota, Viridiplantae, Streptophyta, Magnoliopsida, Amborellales, Amborellaceae.
AUGGAGGCCCAAAAGGAUGCAGGAGAUGGUUACCCAAAAGCAAGAAGAAAGUGGACUCACUUCUACUUCCACGACAUGCUCGAUGCGAAGAACCCGACCCCUCUGAUCGUGGCCGAGGCCAAUAUCACCCAGUCCUCACCCACCCUCUUUGGCAUGGUCAGGGUUAUGGACCAACCACUCACUGAGGGCCCCAACCUUACAUCGAAGAUGAUCGGAAAGGCCCAAGGCAUCUUUGCCUCUGUGUCCACUGAGCCAACUAUCUUUAUGGAGAUGAACUUCCUCUUCUCAGAGGGCAAGUUCAAUGGGAGUGAGCUCACAGUCGUCGGUAGGAACCCGAUUUUGAAUAAGGUGAGAGAGAUGUCCGUGGUGGGUGGGAAUGGGGUAUUUCGAUUGGCUCGCGGUUAUGCUCGCCUCCGAACAUACUCCUUCAACGCCACCAAUUUGAAUGCUAUCAUGGAGUACCAUGUCACUGUUAUUCACUACUGACUCGACUCGGCCUGAUCUUUAAAAUUUCUGGUGGUGCAGUUGUCCUUGUGUGCUGUAGAGUGAACCAGGUUUAUUGUUCUUGGAAACGGAAUAAAGUUUACUAUGGAUUUUUUAGA